Seriola aureovittata is the source of this 3155-nucleotide messenger RNA. RefSeq names its product low density lipoprotein receptor-related protein 11 (gene lrp11). The record is from RefSeq and is a predicted model, not a curated record. Gene Ontology annotation, molecular function: protein binding; serine-type endopeptidase inhibitor activity. The coding region runs from base 869 to 2533 and encodes 554 amino acids. Lineage: Eukaryota; Metazoa; Chordata; Actinopteri; Carangiformes; Carangidae. The transcript has 9 exons.
AAUGCACACACACACAUACCUAAUUACAUCUUAAUAUAAGUAAGUGCCUGAAAAUAUUACAGGACAAUAAAAAACAAAGACUUUAGGGCUACAGAAAAAGUAAAUAGAUCACAUAAAGUGAUAUAAAAAAAAUGUUCCGUUGUAGUCUAACUUGUGCUGCUGUUCAAAUGACUGCAGGCUAUAAUGGGCCUUUUAAGGAAAGCAAACACCAGUAAGCAAAAGAGAGAUCAACAGAGCUAAAGGUUUGCUUGUUGCGUGUUUGUUUAGACCACUGUCACACACAACAAGGGUGACAUGAAAAUUACAAUCAGACAUCCAUUUUGUCAUUUGUAAGAGACAAGUAAGUAAGAUAUACAUUAGUAAAGAAUAAAGAGUAUAAAUCUAGUAAGUUUAAUAGUCCUGUGUGGUUUCUGCUUCUUGUCUCCAUAAUGUAGAAUAGCUACUAUUGUAGGCUAAAUCGGUAUUCAUGAAUAAAUAUUUAAUUGUGUUUUCUUCUGUACAGAAAUCCCAUUGGUAGAGAUGUAAUAGUGUAGUUGUCUGAGGUACAGGUGUGCUGCUUCCUGCCUGCCAUAUUUAUUCAUAUCGGUGACGUCAGUGGAUUCUGAGCCAUAGCACCCGAACGUUCUCGUCUCGCGGCCGUCUCCCCCUCACCAUGACAACGACACUUUUUAGCAUCGUCAGAGGACUAACCGUUAGCUCCUUCGCACAGUAUCUGGCAACGAUUUUUCUGUAAAAUACUGUGUUUAAAAUUCGCCAUUUGCGGAGAUAUUAUUUUCAUGUAGGAAGGCCAUCCUCUGCUGGUAAGCAGCCUCAUGCGUCGGAGACCAGCCGGAGGCAGAAGGAGACGCCGUUUAGCUGCGUGAACAACAUGGCUCUGCUUAAGCAUCCCUGGCUGCUGCUCGCUUGUGUUGUGUUGUUGUUGUUGACGGUUCAACCUGCCUUCACUCGUUCUUCUCCGAUAUCGGACCUUAAAUCUAAGAUAUCAGGGGUGGAGGAGCUGCUGGAGGAGUUCCGCAAGACGCUCCAGCAGGACCAGGCGUACAGGGCAAGCGAUGUGAUUGACUCCUGUGUGGGCGACUUCGACGCCGUUGGGGAGCGCAUCAUCCGGGCUAGGGCCUCUGUGGAGCAAGGGGCCACCUUCCUGCUGGUGCCGGAGAGGGUGUACAGCUGGAAGGACUGCCUGCACGCCUGCUGCUCCCAGCCUCACUGCACCGUGGCGCUGGUCCAGGAGGACCUGAGGCAGCCCGGGGACAGCCUCCGAUGCUACCUGUUCAACUGCACCUACAGGAACAAAAAUGUCUGCUCCUUCGCUCCACAGCAAGGCUUCACCACAUACAGCCGGACUCCCAACACAACGCAGGGACACCUCCCUGUUUCAUCCAGCGGUUCAGCCAGGAGGCCGGGGGAAGGGCUCCCUGAUGAGGGUGAUGCACAAGAGGUGGAUGAGCCUCCUCGCAGUGACGCUGGGCAGGAUGUGGUGAUCCAGUUGCCCACAGACUGGGCCGUCCUGGAUGGCCGGGACAGUGUGGAUGACCAUGGGAUCAGCCACUAUGAAUGGACUCUUGUUAAAGGGGCUACAGCCAUCAAUAUGAAGGCGACCCAUCCAGGGCUUUUGAAGAUAAGUGGUCUCCAGGAGGGUGUGUACACUUUCCAGAUGACAGUCACGGACAUAUCGGGCCAGAAGAGCUCCGACAACGUCUCCGUCACUGUGCUGGCACCAAAACACCAAGCAGAAGUGUGCACAGGUCACUGUUCAAACUACCAGUUCAAGUGUGAUGACGGUUGCUGUAUUGACAUCACCUAUGCUUGUGAUGGGAAGCAACACUGUCCAGAUCGCUCUGAUGAAGACUUCUGCCCAAACUUCGACAGCAGCAGGAAGUCAGUCACCCACCCUGUCGACCUACCCAGCCCUCAUCGAUCUGGAGCUCAGACAGAGGAGGCUGAGGAUGGCUCCAUGCUCCAGAAUGGACCCAGGAAGACCAUAGAGAGCAUCGUACCACUUCAGGACAGCACUGUUACUCAACAAAGUCCCAGUCAACAGAAGGCUUCUGUCAGUCAAUAUCCGUGUGCUGCAGCUCCAGUCGUAGGACCCUGUAAAGGCACCUUCCCACGCUGGUACUAUGACCAAAACGCAGGAGAAUGCAAACACUUUCUGUAUGGUGGUUGCCAGGGCAACCAUAACAAUUUCCUCCAGGAAUCAGACUGUGUCAGUGAAUGCAUACAAAAAAGUCCGGCUUUCAAACCAGCAACUGUGGCCCCUCCCAUCACCAGACAGACUGAAAUAGCUGCCCCUAAAGUCUCCCAGAAACAAGCAGAGAGCGACGUCCCGGUCUCAAAACCAUUUCCAGUGAUGGGAGGACAUCCAGUCCCAGAGUCAGGUGCAAUCCUUCCUCUGGCUCUCGGACUAAUCAUCACCGCCCUGCUUCUGCUCAUGAUCGGCUGUCGUCUCAGACUCGUUCGUCACAAGCUGAAGAAAGCCCGAGCCCUCACCACGGAGGAGUCUGAUUACCUCAUCAACGGCAUGUACCUGUAGCCAAUCAAUCAGGGGCAGCAAAUAGAAGAGCGCAGAUAUCUGACAAAGAGACUCGGAGAGGGUGUCAUCAUCAGAGCCUGAGCCAGGACUUCUUAAACUUGCACUCUGCAUUUCUUGUCUCUAAUUUGUCCUCACUUCAAGCUGGAAACAUCCCAACUCUCACCUAUCAUGAAAGUUUCUCACACUGAACCCCUCUGAUUGAUAAAACUGCUGCUGAUAGACGCUGUCAUCAAAACCAAUGACAUAGAUGCUCGUGAAUUCAUGCUUAUGUUGUCUUAACAAAAUCUGAUUGUGAAUCCCUGAGGAAUUAUCAACAUUCUUACUUAGAUGCUGAUAUACUGGUCUGUAUUCCCCCAUUGAUUUCUGGGAUAUACCUUAAGUCCCUUUUAUUAAAAUAAUUUUCAUCCCUGAAAUUGGUUGCUUUGAUAUUUAUUUUAUUUAUUCAUUUUCCUGACUAGUGCUGCAUAAAAAUGUUGUAUUUCUGCCACUGGAUGGCGCUGAUCUACCAUGCUGUAGAUUUUACCCGAACUAAACUGAGGGCAGAACUUAAAUACUUUGGAGUGCCUGUUGUUAAAGUUAGUCUUUCAGUAUCCCAGAAUAAAGCCAUAGUAAGUUGAACCCA